GACAGCACUUGAAUGCAACAUUAGCCUCCUGUGUUUACUAUAGCAUCUGAGCCGCUGUUAGCUGAUAGCGUUCAGGUGUUAGCUGUUAGCCAAACAGAAUAUUGUUCACCCUCUCAGCUAGAAGAGCGAACAUGAUCCAAGCGUCUGAAACCUUUAAUUUUCAAUGACAGCGUUAGCUCGGUGCCGCUAACAGCUGGGUUAGCAUCUUCUAGCUUGAACUAAGCACUGAGCCAGUCUUUGCUGUCUCUCAAGAUGGACAAGUUCGUGGUGAAGCUUCCCAGAGGAGGACCAGCUGCUAAAUCCAAAAGCAACGAGAAGGUUUACAAACAAACCACCAUCGAGUCUCUGAGGAGGGUUGUUGUGAUUGAGGACAUCAUGAGAUACAAAGCCAUGUUGGAGCUUCCUGAGCAGAGCAAAGACAACCUGCUGACGGCCCUGACCGAGCUGGGCAAGAAGAUCCCGUCCACUCAGGUGCUCCGGUCCACGAAAAUAGGUCACACUGUGAACAAAAUGCGAAAGCAUCUGGACCCUGAGGUGAGUUCAAUGGCAGCAAAGGUCUACACCGACUGGAGGACGUUCGUCCAGGAGAAUUCCAAUAAGCCGUCUAUUGAGGUGCGCUCCGACAAGCAUUCCGAAGGACUCCGGAGCAACGCCAGAAGACUAAUGUCUGAGGCCCUGGAGGUCAAGGAGGAUUCGGGUCUUAUAGACGUCAUGGAGAGAGAGGUGUUUCACCGGAGCUCCCGGUUGGUCAGCGGUUCAUACAGACGGACUGUUCGAGCGCUGGUGUUUGCCUUCAAGCACAACCCUGAGACCCGAGCUCAAGUGAAGGACAACACAUUAUCAGUUAACCAGGUGGUUUCCAAAUACAAGAAAUAGCUGAAGAAGAACAAGGCUUUGCCGCUGACUGCAUAUCAGAGACUUCUGGUUUUUUAUUUAAUUUUUCUUUAUUUUCUGCAAAGGAAAUACAAAAUAUUUGUACAUUGUGUGGCACAUACUCCUGAACUGUUGUUGAACUUUGCAUGAGUCAUUAUCAAGAAAAUACAUUUUAUUGUUGGUGAUGAUGAUAAUGUUGAAUCUAUCGUGAUCAUGUACGAUAGAUGCUUUGUUUUUAUACUGUUUUCGACCCUUUUUUAUAUAAAAUAUGAUUUUAAAUAUAACAGCUU
Messenger RNA from Pleuronectes platessa (European plaice), 1163 nucleotides. RefSeq names its product transcription elongation factor A (SII) N-terminal and central domain containing 2 (gene tceanc2). Gene Ontology annotation, cellular component: nucleus. The record is from RefSeq and is a predicted model, not a curated record. Gene Ontology annotation, biological process: DNA-templated transcription. NCBI's taxonomy places the organism in Eukaryota, Metazoa, Chordata, Actinopteri, Pleuronectiformes, Pleuronectidae. The transcript has 4 exons. The coding region runs from base 253 to 876 and encodes 207 amino acids.